CUUCCUCUCGAACAUUGAACGUAUCAUGCAACAGAACUACAUGCCGACUUUGGCUGAUAUUCUUCACAUUCGGAAAACUACAAUCGGUGUUCAAGAGUCUGUAUUCACGAUAAACAAUUUAUCCUACCGGUUUAUCGAUGUCGCUGGGCAAAAAAGUCAGCGUAAGAAGUGGAUCCCUUUCUUUGAAGGUGUCAGUGCCGUCAUAUUCUUUGCAGCUCUCAGUGCAUUUGAUGAAAUUCUUGAAGAAGAGCCUGCUAUGAACAGCAUGCAGGACAGUUUGCAAGCAUUCAGUGAUGUAGUCCAAAAUCGGUUUCUGGAAAAUAUGAACUUCAUACUUUUUCUAAAUAAAGAAGAUCUUUUCAUCAGAAAAUUAAAAUUCACGAAGAUGUCUAAAAAUUUUCCUGACUAUACAGGAGACAACUGCCCUGAACAGUGCCAGGAGUACAUCAAGGACCAGUUUCUGGAGAAGAAACCCAACAAGAAGAACAUCUACACUCAUAUAUCCUGUGCUGUCGAUGAGACAAAGAUGAGGAAUGUCCUGGAAAAUAUGCUCGAAAUGAUAGUUGAAUUCAACAUUCGAAAGUGUGGCACUUACUAAAGAAUUCUCAAACUAAAUCACUCUCUCUCUCUCUCUCAAUCUCUCUCUCUCUCACUAUCUCUCUCUCUCUCGCUUAUUUGGAUCACCUGUAACAACCUUCACUACUCUCACCACCACCACCGACACCAUCACCAACUGCCACCGCCAACACUACCACCAACACCACUACUACC
Molecule: messenger RNA, 771 nt
Organism: Octopus bimaculoides (California two-spot octopus)
Lineage: Eukaryota; Metazoa; Mollusca; Cephalopoda; Octopoda; Octopodidae
Product: guanine nucleotide-binding protein G(i) subunit alpha-3
Biological process (GO): adenylate cyclase-modulating G protein-coupled receptor signaling pathway
Cellular component (GO): heterotrimeric G-protein complex; cytoplasm
Molecular function (GO): guanyl nucleotide binding; G-protein beta/gamma-subunit complex binding; G protein-coupled receptor binding
Source: RefSeq, a predicted model, not a curated record